AUGCAUGAAGGGAGUCUAAGAAUGAAGGGUACAAAAUGGUGGCAAGCAUAUGAUCAGAGCAUUAUUGAUUUUUUCAACAUGGGCAUCAAAUUCUCAAAGUAUAGUUGCAUUAAGGAAUGUUCGUGGACAACUCCAGAGUAUGGUUUUAUACUUUUUUGUUGUGAUGGUUCUUCAUUCGGUAAUCCAGGUGCAGCAGACUUUGGCAUCAUUGCUAGAGAUCAUGAAUGUCAGGUUCUUGGGACAAUGUCAGGUGGCAUUGGAACAACCACUAAUUAUCUAGCUGAAGUCUCUGCAGUUAUAUGUGCACUGGAAUGGGCCUCAGUGUUUUCUGCAACAAAAAUAGUUAUAAGAUCAGACUCCAAAUCUGUGAUCAAUGACUUCAGCAACAACAACAUUCCCUGGGCACUCAAAACAAGAUGGAUCAAUGCAAUUCAGAAGAUGGAAUGUGUUGUUUUUCAACAUACCUUUAGAGAAGCUAAUUUUAUUGCAGAUGAUCUUGCAAAAAGAGGAGCAGAGCUUGGAGCUGGAGAAAAAAUUAUUCACAAUGUAACGCCCAACUUCAUCAAAAGAGUUGAAAUGUCAAAUAUAGUUUAUUAUAGGUUCUGUUAA
This is a messenger RNA of Papaver somniferum (opium poppy), 609 nucleotides long. Its product is annotated as ribonuclease H-like. The record is from RefSeq and is a predicted model, not a curated record. The coding region runs from base 1 to 609 and encodes 202 amino acids. Lineage: Eukaryota; Viridiplantae; Streptophyta; Magnoliopsida; Ranunculales; Papaveraceae. Gene Ontology annotation, molecular function: RNA-DNA hybrid ribonuclease activity; nucleic acid binding. The transcript has a single exon.